UAUAGUUUUUUUUUUUUUUUUUUCAAAAAAUUAUAUAUUUUAUUAUUAUUUUUUAGGGAAAAAUAUUUUCAUUCAGUAUAUAUAGUAUAGAUUUGAGUAUAUAUAAUAAAUAUAUAUAGAUAAGAAUAUUUUUGGCACUGGUUGGCUUCCCAUUCUCAGGAAUACUUGUUCUAAAUGGCUGACUCAGAACACUCUUCUUGUGAUGACAAUUUUGCUCACUCUCAAGCUGAAGAAGAAGAAGUGAUGAGUGAGGAAUCAAUUAGGCGUGAAGUAGUUGAGGUUGAAUUCUCUGAAGACGAGGAAUCACUUAUCAUCAGAAUGUUCAAUCUAAUUGGAGAAAGGUGGUCACUUAUUGCUGGAAGAAUUCCGGGAAGAACAGCAGAGGAAAUUGAGAAGUAUUGGGUAUCAAAGUACUCAAACCACUCAACUAAAACCAACAACAACAAUCAACAACUCACAGUUAAAUUAAACCCCACAUUGUAAUUUCACUAUUCUAGCUGUACUACUAGCGUCUUUUCAAUAAUAAUUUCAUGAUCUAAAAAACUAUUGCAUUGUCUUUAUAAUAAGGAUUUCAAUGUUUCAAUAAGAUGGUGGUUUGAUUUUCAUAUCACUUAUUCACA
This is a messenger RNA of Cannabis sativa, 620 nucleotides long. Its product is annotated as MYB-like transcription factor ETC1. NCBI's taxonomy places the organism in Eukaryota, Viridiplantae, Streptophyta, Magnoliopsida, Rosales, Cannabaceae. The coding region runs from base 175 to 483 and encodes 102 amino acids. The record is from RefSeq and is a predicted model, not a curated record. The transcript is spliced from 3 exons. Gene Ontology annotation, cellular component: nucleus. Gene Ontology annotation, biological process: cell differentiation. Gene Ontology annotation, molecular function: transcription cis-regulatory region binding.